ACCUUGGACACGCUGUUUGCCGAAUAUGCGCAGUACAUGGCGCCUGCGACGCCUGUGGCCGUCCGGGCGGCGUUGGACGUUCGGCACGCCUCCGUGGACGAAGGGGCGGUUGUAGUGCGCCUGCUGGCAGACCUACGACUGGUUAGUACAACUUGUCUAAAUGGACAAGCUGUUAGCAUGCGCAGUACAUGGCAUCUCCGACGCCUGUGGCCGUCCGGGCGGCGAUGGACGUCCGCCACGCCUCCGUGGACGAAGGGGCGGUUGUAGUGCGCCUGCUGGCAGACCUACGGCUGAGCUGGCAAGAUCCGCGGCUAGCAUGGAACGAGACCGAGUUGGAGUGCAAGUCCGUCUUGGUGCCGGCCGAGCGUCUUUGGCGCCCAGACGUAGAACUGCUUAAUGGAGCGGCGGGCGGGGGCGCUGACGGCUCGGUGCGCGCAAGGCUCACUUCAGACUCUAAGGUGCUAUGGAUUCAGCGUCUCAACGUGGCUGUACCGCUAGCAAUUGAUUUGAUAGAUUGGCCGAGAGACCAGCAAUCCGCUGUCUUCACUUUCGGCUCAAGAGAACAUACGGCGGAAGAAAUUGCUUUGGGCAUAGAUGAUUUUAGGUACGCAACAGUGUGGGAGUCUGGUACUUGGAUGAUCGAAGCCGUGGUCGCCGAAAAAGCCGCCCUGGGCUCGAAGCCUGUGAUCUCCUGGAACGUCGUUCUUCGACGGCGCGCGGCAGCCCACGCUCUAGCCAGUGGAGCCGUGCUGAUGGCGGCUGCUUUGGUGCUGCUUACGGCCGUGGUUCUGCCGCCGCAGCAGAGACAUUCGCUGUGUGCCUGCGCAGCAUUUACUGCUGCGCUUUGGUUGACCUCAGCGCUGCUACGCUUUCCAGGCUCGGCCACAUGUCCGCGUACACUGUUGUGCAUGGCGGGCGUGCUGGGCGCAGCUGGUGCGUGCUGUGCUGUCGCCGCAAUGUUGGCGCGACUGGCGCGGGUGCAGCGCCCGCCACCGCCACAGCUGCGCGCGCUGCUGAGCAAAGCGCCCGCGUGGAUUGUCGCCACUUCACCGCAAGACGGCGACAGCACUUCCGCGUCCUGGGCGGCAGCAGCGCAGCUCCUCGACAACGUGCUGCGCGCAGCGCUCGCGCUGACAUUGCUCAUUCUUGUUUGCGUUGCGCUAUAGCACAGUCACAAGUACACCAUGACGAUUACGACUAAGUAUUUUCUAACAGUUAUAGGCUGUGGACGCUCGUUUCCUUUCCAACUUGAAACUUUGAAACUUGACAAUAUUUAUUUAACCAUCCGACAUCAGUCGUCAACUAACGCGCGCGGCUAAAUCCCAAUAUCUUCGUACAGUCUGACAAGAUUCAUGAUGACAGACCCGGCCUUCAAAAGGUUAAAGGUGAUUACAGUAGGGGGACACUCCUCCUUUCGGGUAAAUUUGGGUCCGCUCGGCUCAGCAUUGCUCCGAACUCCGAGCAAUUAUCGGGGUAGGCACAACUUGACGUCCCUUUGCGUGCACGACCACAGAUAAGAUAAUGACGACUUGAAUUUUGACAACCCUAAAUAGCCGAAAGGGAUAGUGCCAUACAUUAGAAAGGGACAGCAGGAUUCGACCCUGAAUCGUUGUCAAACUUCGGUUUUGUAGGAAAUGUCCUUUCUGAACGGUAGAACUAAUAACUUAUUCUGUGGUGAAUAUCAAUAGUGAAACGGUUUACUCCAUUCUGAAUCGAACUACAUAAAUAAAAACUGUCAGGAAAUGUGUUUCCAAAUCUUGGUAAAACAGUCAUAUUAUAGCAUAAAAUAUUUUUGAAUAGUUGAUUUUAAUUUAGUAAAAAGAACAAUAA
This is a messenger RNA of Cydia strobilella, 1830 nucleotides long. RefSeq names its product neuronal acetylcholine receptor subunit alpha-4-like. Bases 189 to 1166 code for a protein of 325 amino acids. Gene Ontology annotation, cellular component: plasma membrane; neuron projection; synapse. The transcript is spliced from 6 exons. Gene Ontology annotation, biological process: chemical synaptic transmission; regulation of membrane potential; monoatomic ion transmembrane transport. NCBI's taxonomy places the organism in Eukaryota, Metazoa, Arthropoda, Insecta, Lepidoptera, Tortricidae. Gene Ontology annotation, molecular function: excitatory extracellular ligand-gated monoatomic ion channel activity; transmitter-gated monoatomic ion channel activity involved in regulation of postsynaptic membrane potential; transmembrane signaling receptor activity. The record is from RefSeq and is a predicted model, not a curated record.